Molecule: messenger RNA, 735 nt
Organism: Ramularia collo-cygni
Lineage: Eukaryota; Fungi; Ascomycota; Dothideomycetes; Mycosphaerellales; Mycosphaerellaceae
Product: related to glutathione S-transferase GliG
Exons: 4
Coding region: 1-735 (244 amino acids)
Source: RefSeq, a predicted model, not a curated record
AUGGUAUCAACACCUCAAAUCGUCGUCGGUGACAUACAAGGCGACCUUCACGGAAAGACUAUCCUCUAUGUCAUCAAAGCCGAUCAAACUUCCUACAUAAACUACAUGAAACCCCUCAUCUUCGCCCUGGAACUAGACUGCCCACACAUACUCUCCGUCAUCGAUACCCGAGACGAAUGGUUCUACGCCGUCCACCCAGAACGAAUGGUCCCAUGUCUAAAAGACCACGACCCAGAAACCGGGGAAGAUUUCGUCGUGUUUGAAAGUACUGCGUGUCUUCAAUACCUCGCCACGAAGUAUGAUGUAGCGGGGGAUUGGACUGGUCGGAAUGCAUGGGAGAAAGCGCAAGUUUUGAGUUGGACGGCUUAUCAAACUGCUGGUCUGGGCGCCACGGCCAAAUAUUGGCUCUAUUUCCUCCGCGGCUAUCCCACCCGGCAGAAUCCAGAACCCAUGCCAAAGACUUGUGCGAAAUUACACGCCAAUACUCUCCGCGCCUGGGGUCUUCUCAACAAACGUCUCUCUCUCCCAGGACAAGAAUAUAUUGCUUUACCGGAUAGACCUUCGAUUGCGGAUAUUUCUUAUUUGCCGUUUGCUAUGCCUUGGAUGUUUGGGUUUUUUGGCGUGGAGAUUGAGAGGUGGCCUGCUAUUGAGCGGUGGAGUCGGAAGAUGUUGGGUAGAGAGGCUGUUGGGAGGGUUUUGGAGUAUGCUCCUGGGAUUGGACAUGGUGAUUCUUGA